AUGUCUUCUGCUACAAUACUUUCUUUACUUCUCUUCACUUUCACAUUCACUUAUCUUUUAUUCAAACUUUUCUUUCAUCCAAAACAAGAACACAAGAAGCCACCAGGUCCAUCAACACUACCAAUCAUUGGAAACCUUCACAUGUUAGGCAAACUUCCACAUCGAAAACUUCAAUCACUCUCCAGAAAAUAUGGCCCAAUCAUGUACUUACAGCUUGGUCAAGUUCCAACUGUUGUCAUUUCAUCUUCAAAAGCUGCAGAAUUGUUCCUUAAAACUCACGACUUAGUUUUCGCAAGCCGACCAAAGAAUCAAGUAUCCGAGAUCUUGUGUUACGGUUCUAAAGAGUUAGCUUUCUCUGAAUACGGUCCUUAUUGGCGUAGUGUGAGAAAAUUCUGCACUUUGAAACUUCUUAGUGCUUCUAAAGUUGACAACUUUGCUCCUGUUAGAAAACAAGAGUUGGGUGUUUUGGUUAAAUCAUUGGAAAAAGCUGCUCUGGUGGGUGAGGUUGUAGAUGUUAGUGAUGUUGUAGAGAAUCUUAUUGAAAAUAUUAUGUAUAAAAUAAUUUUAGGUAGUAAUAAGUAUGAGCAAUUUGACUUGAAGAAGUUGGCUCAAGAAACAAUGACUUUGGUUGGAGCUUUUAAUUUGGCUGAUUAUGUCCCUUGGCUAGGCCCUUUUGAUCUUCAGGGAUUAACACGAGCAUGCAAGAAAACUAGUAAAGCACUUGAUGAAGCAUUAGAGAUGAUAAUAAGAGAGCAUGAACAAAUUACAAACAUAGAUAAAAGUCAUGAAGACUUCAUAGACACAUUUCUAUCAAUUAUGCACCAAACCAAUGAUCUAGAAAAUGAACAAAAUCAUGUAAAUGAUCGAACCACCAUCAAGGCAGUUUUACUAGACAUGUUUGCAGGAGGAAUUGAUACAUCUGCUACCGCAAUUGAAUGGACAUUAUCUGAACUUUUAAGAAAUUCAAGAGUGAUGAAAAACCUUCAAGAUGAGAUACAGAAUGAAGUUGGACUUAAUAAAAUGGUUGAAGAGAAAGAUUUGAAGAACUUAAGUUAUUUAGAUAUGGUGGUUGAUGAAAUAUUAAGACUUUAUCCUGUUGGACCUUUAAUAGUUCCUCGCGAAUGUAGAGAGAAUAUAAUAAUUGAUGGUUAUUUUAUAAAGAAAAAGACACGGAUUAUAGUAAAUGCAUGGGCAAUAGGGAGAGAUCACGAUGUUUGGUUACACAAUGCUGAAGAAUUUUAUCCCGAAAGAUUUAUUGAUAAGAAAAUGAAUUUCCAUGGCCAAGAGUUUGAAUGUAUACCAUUUGGUUCUGGCCGGAGACGUUGUCCUGGAAUUCAUAUGGGUUUGAUUACAGUAAAAUUGGUUAUAGCUCAGUUGGUGCAUUGUUUUAAUUGGAAACUUCCGUAUAAUAUUACUCCUUCCAAUUUGAACAUGGAAGAGAAGUUUGGACUCACGAUGCAUAGAGCUCAACACUUGCACGCAAUACCGAGUUUUCGUUUGGAAGGUGAUGACAAAUUUGAGUAA
Molecule: messenger RNA, 1524 nt
Organism: Lathyrus sativus (Indian pea)
Lineage: Eukaryota; Viridiplantae; Streptophyta; Magnoliopsida; Fabales; Fabaceae
Source: the annotation of a GenBank genome assembly